Messenger RNA from Penaeus indicus, 990 nucleotides. RefSeq names its product ribosome-recycling factor, mitochondrial-like (gene mRRF1). Lineage: Eukaryota; Metazoa; Arthropoda; Malacostraca; Decapoda; Penaeidae. Gene Ontology annotation, cellular component: mitochondrion. Gene Ontology annotation, biological process: translation. Gene Ontology annotation, molecular function: ribosomal large subunit binding. The record is from RefSeq and is a predicted model, not a curated record. The coding region runs from base 71 to 928 and encodes 285 amino acids. The transcript is spliced from 6 exons.
GUCCUUGUAAACAAACCAGACGAGAAAACUUACCGGCACUUCUGCAACACCUCUUUCACCUGAAGCCAACAUGUUAGCAUUCAGUAGAACUACACUCAGCACCCUUGGCAAGCAAACUACUGCUCCCCAAAGACAGAUAUGGUAUAGGAUGGUAUCUACAUUCUUCCAAGCCAUGCCCUCUGACAACAAUGAUCAGUUGUGGAACUCUUCACAUUCAAGCCUAAACCCCCUGCGGCACUCAGUUUUAGGAAGGACCUCAACCAUUUUACAAAGUUCUGGUUUGGUGCUCUGUCAGGUUAGGAACUAUGCCAAGGGGAAGGAUAAGAAAGGAAAGGGAAAACAAAAAGUCCACCUUAGUGAUGCAGAGAUGGAGCAGGUGGUGAAUGUAGAGCAAAUGAGGAACCAAUAUACACAGACACUGGAAAACUUGAAACAGGAAUACAUCAAGAACCUUUCACUCAGAACAGCUGUAGGCAGUAUAGAGACCCUUCCUGUGGAGUUGGAAGGAGACGAGUAUCCCCUGAACGAAGUUGCUCAGAUUUCCCGCAAGUCACCCCAGAUGCUACUCAUCAAUGCUGCGGCCUUCCCACAAGCCCUGCCGGGGAUUGUGGGUGCGAUAAAGCAGUCCGGAAUGAACCUCAAUCCACAGCAAGAGGGAACCACGAUUUAUGUACCUAUUCCAAAAGUGACCAAGGAACACCGGGAGAACCUAGCCAAAAGUGCGAAGACCCUGUGCAACCGAUGCAAGGAGCAGCUCAGGGACAUACAGAACAAAUUCAUACGCAAAUCCAAGAGCAAAGAUGGGGAAGUGUCGGAAGAUCUCCUGCACGAUGUCCAGAUUAAGAUUCGCGAGAUUGCAGAAAGCUACAUGCAAGAGGCAGACAAAAUGAUGACAGCAAAACAGAAAGAAUUAUUGAAGUCGUCGUAGAGUUUAGGGCAUUGAGUUUUUGUAGUUGUAAAUUUAUAUAAUUAAAUGUAGUUGUUGUUAAA